Asparagus officinalis (garden asparagus) is the source of this 1248-nucleotide messenger RNA. Its product is annotated as heavy metal-associated isoprenylated plant protein 35-like. NCBI's taxonomy places the organism in Eukaryota, Viridiplantae, Streptophyta, Magnoliopsida, Asparagales, Asparagaceae. Gene Ontology annotation, molecular function: metal ion binding. The record is from RefSeq and is a predicted model, not a curated record. Bases 76 to 1089 code for a protein of 337 amino acids. The transcript is spliced from 3 exons.
UCCACCUCCUCCUGCUUCUACCCCCCUCUCCCUCUCAAAUUUGCCCCCCUCUUCCGUUGCUCUCGGUUUCCUUUCAUGGCAUCCAAAGGAGAUGAUUCUGAGCCUCUACAGUGCAAGACAUGGGUGUUGAAGGUUUCCAUACACUGCGAAGGAUGCAAGAAGAAAGUGAGGAGAAUCCUUCAGAACAUUCAUGGUGUUUACAAGACUGAAAUCGAUUCACAGCAGAACAAGGUAACGGUUACCGGAAACGUGGAAGCUGAAACCCUAAUAAGGAAACUGCUGAAAUCAAAUAAGCACGCGGAGCUUUGGCCAAUUGAGAAGAAAACCAACCAUCAAAGCCCUAACCCUAAUCUUAACAGCAUCAGCGGCCAAGAUAACAACAAAGAGAAGGAGAAAGAUACAAAGAAAGAGAAAGUUGCUUCAAAAUCCGAUGAACCCAGUGAAAACCCGGAGAAAAAACCCGAAACAUCAGCGGCCGUUACGAACCCCGAAACCGAUACGAAAUCGUCACAGAAAACCUCCUCAGACAAAGCAGCAGCAAAGCCGGCGGAAACGGACACAAAAUCGGGCGCAGAAGCAUCCGAAACCAGCAACAAAGAGACCCCAAAACCCGACCAGAAGCCCGAAAAGACUGCUACAAGCUCCGAACCCGAUAGGAAAGCUUCGGCCGAAACCGCUACCAAAAGCAGUAACAGCAGCAAACAGAAAGGAAAGAAGGGAGCGGAAUCUUCAACCAACAAUGACUUCAUUAUGAACGCCGGCGGUGCUCAACCGCCGCCAAUGCACGAGCACCCAUCGUACCCUCCGCCCGUGUACGCGGCUAGCUACAACAUGGCUCAGCCGACGGCUAGCUACUCGUAUUAUGCGUCGAUGCCUCCAAUGCCGCAGAGCUACAUGUACUCCGGCCAUCCACCGCCGGAUAGAUACAUGUACUCCGGCCAUCCACCACCACCGGAGUAUUAUCCACAACCUAACUACCAGGAUAAUUACUACUAUGGACCGGGGCCGGGAUCCUCGGCGGGUUCUCAUCCUCAGGGGAGCUACGACUACUUCAGUGAUGAGAAUGCUAAUUCCUGUAGUGUUAUGUGACAAUUGGGGUUUGGAUUGUAGAUCACUUUGUUAGGGAUUAUACACUUCUUGUGUACUAGUGAAGAUGGCAAUGGAACUUGCUUAAUUUUGUAGUGGUUAAGUUUAACUAUGUGUAUAAUUAGAGAGAUAUAUGGUAGUUGAAGUUCUUGCUUGGUUCAA